This is a messenger RNA of Arthroderma uncinatum, 1122 nucleotides long. Its product is annotated as myo-inositol 2-dehydrogenase. NCBI's taxonomy places the organism in Eukaryota, Fungi, Ascomycota, Eurotiomycetes, Onygenales, Arthrodermataceae. The transcript is spliced from 3 exons. The record is from RefSeq and is a predicted model, not a curated record. Gene Ontology annotation, biological process: NADPH regeneration. Gene Ontology annotation, molecular function: nucleotide binding; oxidoreductase activity. Gene Ontology annotation, cellular component: cytoplasm. Bases 1 to 1122 code for a protein of 373 amino acids.
AUGGCAGCUCGUAUAGUAAAAGUCGGGAUCAUAGGCUGUGGUGAAGUGUCCCAGGUGAUACAUAUACCAAACUUCCAGAAUUUAUCGGACACAUUCAUAGUCACCUAUCUAUGUGACGUUUCAGCAGGAGCUCUGGAGCACUGCAAGAACAAAAUCGUCAACCCCAGCCUUCGGACGACGAAAAAUGCGGAAGAGCUGUGUCAGUCACAGGAUGUUGACGUCGUUUUCAUUGCUAGCAACGAUGCCUACCAUGUUGCCCAUAUCCUACUCGGCCUGAGAUAUAACAAGUUUGUAUUUUGUGAGAAACCAAUGGCCCUCUCACUAAAGGACGCUGAAACCGUCUUAGAAGCAGAGAAGAGCUCGUCAGGCCGAGUUAUGGUUGGGUACAUGAGACGGUAUGCUGGAGCUUUUCUAGACGCUAUCAAAGAAAUCGGUGGAAUAGGCGGCAUCUCUCACGCAACCGUCCGUGACAUCCUAGGCCCAAACUCCUGCUUUAUUUCACAGUCCGGAACUUUCCCCAAAAAGUUUUCAGACCAUAGUGAUAAUGAUGCGGUUGAGCUUGCUAAGAAAACGGGCGAAGCUCUAGAACAAGCAUUGACUGUUGAACUCGGCAUUCCUGUCAAUCCAACAACUGCAAAUAUGUGGAAACAUCUUACGGGGCUGGCUUCCCAUGAUCUAAGCGCCAUGAGAGAGUGCCUAGGGACUCCGCACAAGGUCCUAGGGGCUUCAAUUUGCUUAGAGACAGGCCCUCAAUUCUGGAGUGCCCUAUUUAAAUAUGCGGGGUUUGCUGUCUGUUAUGAAUCGGGCUGGGACGAGAUACCACGGUUUGAUGCAAGCAUCGAAGUGUUUGGAAACACAAAAACAGUGAAAAUAUGCUAUGAUACCCCAUAUGUUAAGGGGCUGCCAACCACAAUGGUCGUUCGACAGCUUGGUCCCAACGGCGAGUAUAUCGAAUCCACCGUUCGAAAAACAUAUGAAGAUCCAUUCACCCUGGAGAUGAAGGAACUCUACGAGGCCGUUGUGGAUGAGAAGAAGAUUAUCAAAACGACGGCGGCAGAUGUAAUGGAAGACAUUAAGAUUUUUCAGAUGGUGAUGAAGACCGGAUAUGCGCAAUUAUUAUAG